Molecule: messenger RNA, 710 nt
Organism: Chrysochloris asiatica (Cape golden mole)
Lineage: Eukaryota; Metazoa; Chordata; Mammalia; Afrosoricida; Chrysochloridae
Gene: CSRP3
Product: cysteine and glycine-rich protein 3 (cardiac LIM protein)
Exons: 6
Coding region: 126-710 (194 amino acids)
Biological process (GO): muscle tissue development; sarcomere organization; cardiac muscle contraction
Cellular component (GO): cytoplasm; Z disc; nucleus
Molecular function (GO): structural constituent of muscle; actinin binding
Source: RefSeq, a predicted model, not a curated record
CCCUCCCCUCCAGAGGCCAAGCCUGGUGACAGCCUCCUUAUAUUUAAAGAGGACAAGAGUCCCCCUUAUUCAGUGAGCAGACACAGACCACACAGGCAGACAUCACCUAAAUCUGAGUCUUCAAGAUGCCAAACUGGGGCGGAGGAGCCAAAUGUGGAGCCUGCGAAAAGACUGUCUACCAUGCGGAAGAAAUCCAAUGUAACGGAAGGAGUUUCCACAAGACCUGCUUCCACUGCAUGGCCUGCAGGAAGGCUCUCGACAGCACCACGGUAGCAGCCCAUGAAUCGGAGAUCUACUGUAAGGUCUGCUAUGGACGCAGGUACGGACCCAAGGGGAUUGGAUUUGGACAAGGCGCCGGCUGCCUCAGCACUGACACAGGCGAGCACCUGGGCCUCCAGUUCCAAGAGUCUCCGAAGGCAGCUCGCUCAGCUACCAGCAGCAACCCUUCCAAGUUUACUGCAAAGUUUGGGGAGUCCGAGAAGUGCCCUCGAUGUGGGAAGUCAGUCUAUGCUGCUGAGAAGGUCAUGGGAGGUGGCAAGCCUUGGCACAAGACCUGUUUCCGCUGUGCCAUCUGUGGGAAGAGUUUAGAGUCCACGAACGUCACAGACAAAGAUGGGGAGCUUUAUUGCAAAGUUUGCUAUGCCAAAAACUUUGGCCCUACAGGCAUUGGGUUUGGAGGCCUUACACACCAAGUGGAAAAGAAAGAGUGA